AAACUCAACUGAAAUUCGCGCUUAGAAAAGCUCAGACUAACUCGAUAUAGAAUUGUAUAAUCGCUAUAAUUAUAUAAUUUUCGAAUUAAAUUUUAAUUAGUGCGGCACUGUGGUCAUUUAAUUCCGAUUUGGCCCUUUCGGUGGCGGUAAAAUUAGCGCCACGGAGAUGCGUUUGUUAUUGUUUAACCGUUUCCACCACGACACCGGGUGACAUCCUGUUCUGCCGAGAAGAGUCAAGAACUUCUGCCACUUUUUCUUUACAGGACACAGCUGUAUUACAAACAACAGGGACUAUCCACUCAGCCAUCACCACUAGGAACUACUGGGGAUGUUGUGUCCACGUGAAUGUCCGCACUUUUGUCCUCAGCAUUAGGACAUGGACGUGGACAGGUUCCAUGAUGGAACAGAAGAGGAUGCAGGGGAUAAAGAUGAAUUGAUGAUUCUGUACUCUGAUCUUAAUGACAGCAGACAUGUCUUAGACACUCAGCCUCUCAGGUUGGACCACUGUGACCUUCUCCUCGAUGCCAUGGAUGCUGAGCUCAGUCAACUGCAGAUCCCAACACAGAAUCAUCUGGAACAUUCUAAAAAGCCAGAGUCAUACAAAGCUGCUCCUCUUCAGUGGAGUCAGUCUCUGUGCAAAGACACGGGCCUCAGAAGCACCAGUCUUUCAGACACUCCAAUGUCUUGUCUAGAAUUGAUACAAACUCCAGCAGCGGUGCCCACGUCAGAUAGGGGGGGAAAAAAUGCAAUGUCUUGUGAGGUUAAAAAGAAAUCAGAUGGAAAUACAAGAAACUUAAAUGACAUAGAGACUCAUCGAGAAGAAGUCCUUUGGAGGCUGGAGCGGCUUCUUGGAGACACCUGUAUUGAUGAUGUUAUUGCAAAACCACAACCUCUUUCAGACAGUAUCUGCACAGAGGACUUUGUCAGGCACUUUCGAGACGAGAUGGUAGAAGUGGCUUUGCCAGAGAGUAAUAUCCCACAGCUGGAUGGUAACAAAGUGAUGAAGAGAGCAGAGAACUCAGACAGUGACACUUGUCUGAAUAAACAGAAAGGACAAGGUGUUCGUCAGGUCAGAAGAAUGGGCUCAUCUUUGAAAAGCACCAGAGAAGCAGUGGUAACCCAGACAAAUGAGACAAGCCGAAGAAUGAAUCUAAGAAAAUGUCUGUCACACAGUGUGGGAGUAAAUAAAUCAUAUGUCAACGAGGAAGAAGCACAAAGAAUCAAUGAGGACGGCAGAAUGAAACAAAAUGAAAAAAUGGACCAUGACAAGAGCUGUUCUCACAAGACCAGGUUCUUGACAGGUGUACCUGUAAUGAGUUUUGACUCCGUGUCCAUUGCUAGUGACCUUGACUCUGUCUCUACAGACCAAGUCAGACAAAACAUUCAGAGUUGUCCAGGAUGGCGCUUUUUCAUCCAGUCUGUCACAGGUUUGGAGGAAAACCUGAGUGACUUUGAAACCGUGACAGAAGAAAAAAGUGAAGCUCAGUCUUCAUCAGUUCACAGCUCCUCUUUUACAGAUAAAAGAAGUCCUUCUGUUUGUAAAGUGCUGCAAAAAAAGAGCGAAACUUUCAGAACUUUGAUAAAUAAUGACAAGGGCACAGAUGAGGAAAUAAACCACUGCAGUGGACAACACAGGUCAGAAAGAAUCCAGUGUGGGAAAAUGAAAGAGCAACUGAAGAAUCUCAGACAAAAGUGUGAGAAAGAGGAGGAGCUGCUCCUUCUGAAGAGGUCUCAGUUAAAAGACAUUGAUCUCUGCAUCUCUGAACUUCGACAAAGACGAAAGCAUGCUUUGCAGGAACUAGAGCGACUGACUGCAGAGACAGCACAGCUAGAGACAGAGAAGCAGAGUGUGGAAUCAGUUCUCAGUGACAUGAGGAUGGAGCAGCACUCUGUCAGUUGCCAGGUAGGAGAGUUGCAAAGACAAAGACAGUCCUGUCUGAAUGAAACCAGAGACCUGGAAAUAAAACUUGCAUCUCUGAGUCAGCGUAAAGAGACUCUGAAGGCUCAUAGUGACAAAAAAAAGAACAGUAUGUGGAUGUUGGAGAGGGAGGAAAUGGAACAACUGUUGGAUUCGACAAAAACUGCACUGUUUGCUGAACAACGACCAGCAAGAAAGAAGCUGGAGUCCCUGCAUGAGAAUUUGGAACAGACUUGUGAAGAACUGGUAAGAGCCACAGAGGCAGAGAGAUCAAUGAGGUGCCACUACGCCCGCCUGCAGGAGAAACAUAUUAGGAAAAAGGAGUAUGUGGAGGUGCUUGAGGUUCAGGUCAGAGAUCUUCAGGUGGAACUGAGAGAAGGUAACGUCAGGGUGGGAACUCUGGAGAAGAUGUUGGCCCAGAAAGAGCUGCAGUUGUUCAACAUACAGGAAGAACGUCAGGCCUUACAGAUAGAACGUAGCGGCCUGAAGGGGGAACUACAGCUCCUAAGAAAACAACAGAACAGUGCACUGAAGGAGACUGAAGCACAUAACUAUAAAACAAUGCUACAAGAGGAAGAAUCAAACAAACUAAAAAUAUCUCUGGAGCAGCAGAAGAAAAAUGCAAAAAAAUGUGAAGAGGAGCUUCGUACAGAAGCAUCUGCAAAGGAGCACAAAGCAUUAGAGGAAGAGAGGAGGAAAUGGGAGAGAGAAAAAAAAGCUGUUCAGUUGCACUGUAAGAUUCUGGAGGAGCAGAAUGGGAAGAGCCUGGAGAGCAUGAAGAAUCAGAUGCAGCAGGAAAAAACCAAAGCACAAGCUCUUCAACGUAAAGUUUUGGAACUGAAAACUAAAAUACAGGAACUGGAGCAGGAUGGCUGCACCCAGCAGAGGGAGCAGGAGUCUUUGCUGAGUGUUAUUUGCAAAUCACUAAAAGAGGAGCACCAGGCCGAGCUGCAGAAGCUGAGGAAAGAGAUAGGACAGGAGACUCACAGGACGGUUGUUCAGCUUGAACAAGCUGCUCAUCUGGCAGAAGAUGAAGCCAACAUGCUUCGGGUGAUGCUAAAAGACAAAGAGAGCACUUGUAACCAAAUCAGAGCAGACUGGGAUCAACAGCACAGGCACUGGGCACAGAAACUGGGAGCAGAGUGCCAGCAUCUGCAUCUCUUAUUGGAACAGAGCAGAGCCAAACAGAGCUCUGUGCAGCUGCCUGUCAGUUCUUCGGUAGCUGAGGGAUUGACAAGACUGAGAGCAGUGAGAGAAGAAGUGGAGCAGUUAAUUAGUCAUUUACAGCAGGAGCUAGAUUUACAGAAACAAGCUACUGAGCAGCUGAGAAAUGACAAGGAUCAAGAGAUGAGCAUCCAGAGGCAACAGCUCAGGAAGGAUAAGAAUCAAGCACUGGAGUUUCUCAAAGAGCGUCUCAUUCAGGAACACAUUGAUGAGUUGAGCAGUAUGAAACGGGCACACUUGAAUGAUAGAGGAGAAGAAGGAGGUGAAGGAAUGGCAGCAUCUCUCCGUAAACAGCUGGAAGCCAAGGACCUGGAGCUGAAACAGGUUCAGAGGUGCAUGGGUCAGUGGAAGGAACAAACUGCAGCUCAUCUGGCCUGCACGUUUGAAGAGGAGUUGACUGCUGAACUUGAAAGGUGCAAGACAAAGUUGUUAAGGGGAAGCAAAACACAGAGUGGGAAGGAGAGAAGACGUGAGAAUCCUGAAGACUUGAGGGGAGAGAUGACGCCUUGUGCAAAGACGUCAGCUGCUUCUUCUUCUCCUUCUGUAGUGCUCUCUGCUGCCUUCCACCGCCCUUCAGAUGUUGCCUCAUUUAAGCUUUUGCGUUACCUCCAGACCAAAGUGAAACAGCUGCGUCUGGAAAAUCAGGCCUAUACUUGGAGCUCAUCUCCUCCACUCUCACUGUCCUAGAUCUCUCAAGGCCAAGACAGAGCUGGACUUCAGAGCAUAUCAGAAUCUAGGAGUCACAAGUUAAAAUAUCAGACAUUAUACUGUAGGUGUGUAUUCAGGGGAUUUGACUCCCAUCAGUUUCAAACUACUUUGUUCAGAGGCAUCACAGAUGAAUCAUUUAUUGUGAAAUGCGUUUCAGAUUAACAACCAGGUCACAGUGACAAAUGGUAAAUCCUAUGAUUUGCUCAUCAAGUUCACAUGCAUUCAAGAGUUAUAGCUUUCAGGUCACAGUGAACUUUGAAUGAGUGACAAACUGUCAUUACCCUCAAGACUCAAGAUCAUGUGAGUUACUCUUACCCAAUCACCUUGUAAAGCUGCAGAUUCUUUUUGACGCCUUUAAAUAUAAUCAACAAGAUUACAGUGUGUUUAAUUGUAAAACAAAUGUCAUCAGGUUUCUGUAAAGGGAGAAAAACUGUAUAUUUGGUCAGGUUUGCAUGGAACUGCAAUUUUUAAUGGAACCACAAUAAAUGUUUUCAUGCCUUAAAUACUUCUUACAAGUGUAAUGCAAUACAAGAGUCUUUACUAGGCACAGUUAUGUGUUAUAUCAGUUAUUGUUCCUGUAUUGUGGCUGUCAAACAUUCACAAUUUGUUUUCUCUUGGUUUGAGUCAGCAAACUGUUUUUAAAUACUGUAUAAACUGCUUUGUGAUCAAACGAUGUGGGGACAAGGCAUUCCACGGGGAACAAUCCUGGGAUGUUUGGUAUUUAAAACCACAAGAAAUGUAUAAUUUAAGAAAAAAGGACAUUUUAACAUGGCAAAUAAAGAGUUUAUUUAUAAACAAA
Messenger RNA from Cynoglossus semilaevis (tongue sole), 4649 nucleotides. Its product is annotated as trichohyalin-like. The record is from RefSeq and is a predicted model, not a curated record. The transcript is spliced from 28 exons. The coding region runs from base 377 to 3829 and encodes 1150 amino acids. NCBI's taxonomy places the organism in Eukaryota, Metazoa, Chordata, Actinopteri, Pleuronectiformes, Cynoglossidae.